This is a messenger RNA of Gasterosteus aculeatus aculeatus (three-spined stickleback), 1660 nucleotides long. RefSeq names its product RAS-like, estrogen-regulated, growth inhibitor (gene rerg). Lineage: Eukaryota; Metazoa; Chordata; Actinopteri; Perciformes; Gasterosteidae. The record is from RefSeq and is a predicted model, not a curated record. Gene Ontology annotation, molecular function: GTP binding; GTPase activity.
GAGGCAGCAGAGCGACGGGAACUUCAGCAGCUCUGCUCCGUAUAUCUCCACCCAGCCUGCGUCUGAGGGACUCAUUCAUCUCCGUCUGAGCGGCUGCUCGGUCCGACUGCAUCCGGCCCCCCCCGCCUCCGUCUGUCCAUCCAGCUGUUUUAUAUCCCCUCCAUUCAUCCAGCGGCGCGUCCGCAUCUGCGCCCGGGAAGGACAGACGCAUCAAUUGGAAAACCGCAGACCUGGCAACUUUUCUCUCCGAAUUGAUCAGCGUUUGAUCACCGGGAGAGUCUUCCUCAUUCAGCGGUCGCCCGACGCUGCGAGGAUGGCUGGCUGACCUCGGAGCUCACCGAUUGGUCCGUUGAUCUUUGCUGGCCCCAGCUGCCGUCAUGGCCAAAAGCCCAGAGGUGAAGCUGGCCGUCUUUGGCAGAGCAGGGGUGGGCAAGUCAGCUUUGGUGGUGAGAUUUCUGACCAGACGCUUCAUCUGGGAGUACGACCCGACACUCGAAUCAACAUAUCGACAUCAAGCCAACAUCGACGAUGAGGUCGUUACCAUGGAGAUUCUGGACACUGCUGGGCAGGAAGACAUCCAGCAAAAGGAGGGCCACGUGCGUUGGGGAGACGGAUUUGUCAUCGUGUACGACAUCACGGACCGCGGAAGCUUCGAGGAUGUGGCGCCGCUACGAAGUCUCCUAGAGGAGGUGAAGAGGCCGAAAAACGUGCCUCUGGUCCUCGUGGGCAACAAGUGCGACCUGGACCACGUCCGGCAGGUUGGCACGGAGGAAGGCGAGCGGCUGGCGGCUGAAAUGGCGUGCGCCUUCUACGAAUGUUCGGCGUGCGCCAACGAGGGCGGCGCCGUGGCCGAGGCCUUCCACGAGCUGUGCCGCGAAGUGAGGCGCCGCAAGGCCGUGCAGGGCAAGGCCAGACGCCGCAGCUCCACCACGCACGUCAAACAGGCCAUAAACAAGAUGCUGACCAAGAUCAGCAGCUAGAGAAGAAGAGUCUGACGGAGCAGGAAAUGUACAACUUUCUCAUGUAAAUGUUGCAAGCAGCUAUCAGCUCCAAAAAUGUGACUGCAGCCUGUGGAACGCGUUCUUCACUUAUUCUCGUACUUGUUCCCAUCCAAAAGGCAAUAUCUCCUUCGUGUGGAAGCUCAUGUCGGCAUUUUAGCAUGGUCCAAACUUUUUCAGCUUAUUUGGAUCACAGCAAUUCUGGAUACAGGUGAGCUAUUUGUAUGUUCUGUAUCUGUAUUGCGUAUUGUUCUUCAGCAGUGGUCAAAGAAAAAAUAAGAACUGUCCUUAACUCGUGUCGCUCCUUCAAGAUCUCCCCGUCAGUCAAAGUAUAUAAAGUCGACGACAUGUUCUUGACAUUAAUCGUUUCUGUUGUGUCCUCCCUACUUUUGUGCAUAACAUGUGGAACCAGUGAGGUUCAGAACAUUUUUUGCAGUUUUCUUCUAACCUUCUGAAGAAAGCAGUCACAACAUGUCACAUUCAAGGGGAUGUUCUUAUCAACUGUAAUUUUAAAUUCUGCAAACUAAGUGAGUAUAGAGCCCAAAGGCAUGUACAGUAGAAGAUACUGUAUUGUUGAAAUGGAAUAUGUUUAUAUGUACGUGACCUGUAUAAUCAAAAACAACCAGAUGUGCACUCAGAAUUAAAAAUGUAAGUAUAUGCCA